AUGUACGACGACGUGGAGACUUUCUUGGAUAUGGACGCUCCUUACGUCUACGACGAUCCUGAACAAUACUUGGAUACCACCAGCUCAUCCGAGUCGACAAGUCCCGUCAUGUCUAGUUUUGACAUAACCCUCGUAAAUGACUUCAACGGCCUGGAUCAAGGCAUCUAUCCCAGCCCCAUGAGCUCGUCUCGCGACACAGCGUCACCGCAGCCCACUUCGGAAGAUAAGACAGCUCCGGCCAAGGCCCCCGCCAAGAGGAAGCGCGAGAACCGCUACAAAAACGCGCCCCCGUCGGUCCUUUCGCGUCGCCGUGCACAGAACAGGGCCUCGCAACGGGCGUACCGAGAGCGCAAGGACCAGCGCAUAAAGGAUCUCGAGGUCAUGCUCGCCGAGCAAAAGCAGAAGAGCGACUCCCUCAGUCAGGCCUACUCAUCCCUACACGCCGAGUACAUCAAGCUCCGGGACGAGCAGGUGAGGGCGCAGCAGGUCCCGCGACAACGCAACGCGCCGCCAAUGGCCUACGAUGCGUCCAACGUCGCCGCCCACUUGGGGAUGCCCACACACUCGGGGACGAUGAAUUUCGCCGACAACAUGUUCAUGUUUCAGGAUAUGCAGAAUUACACACUCUGA
Messenger RNA from Colletotrichum graminicola M1.001, 630 nucleotides. Its product is annotated as bZIP transcription factor. The record is from RefSeq and is a predicted model, not a curated record. The transcript is spliced from 3 exons. The coding region runs from base 1 to 630 and encodes 209 amino acids. Gene Ontology annotation, molecular function: transcription cis-regulatory region binding; DNA-binding transcription activator activity, RNA polymerase II-specific. NCBI's taxonomy places the organism in Eukaryota, Fungi, Ascomycota, Sordariomycetes, Glomerellales, Glomerellaceae. Gene Ontology annotation, cellular component: RNA polymerase II transcription regulator complex.